AAACAAGUAUUACUUCAUGAUAGCCAACAUGUAAAGAUCUAUCUAUCUAUAUUAUAUCGCAGUUAUACAUAUGAUUUUCAUUCUUAGGUUACCUUUAUUUAUGAAAAUGGUGGGAAUCUCUUUAAUUUGCGGAAUCGCCAGAAAGUAAUAAAAAAAAAACAUGAUUUUCGAUUCUUUGAGAUAAUAAUACUUUCAAUUUGGCUUGAAUAUUUAAAAAAUUAGACAUAAAAUAAAAGAUUAUUAGUAAAACGUUUUUAAGCAUUUAAUUCAGAAUGGAGUGUAAUAUUGAUGAUUUACCAGAUGUUGUACUAGAAUACAUUUUAAGUUUAAUUCCACCAUAUAAAAAUCUUCAGGAAUGUAAACUUGUAUCCAAAAGAUGGUUCCGUGCUACCAAAAAUGUAAUACAACACAAUAAAGCACAUUUUCAUAAGUCUGUAGCUUAUGGAUCAUUGCUUUGGAGUCCAUGGCCGUCCAAGCAUUGGAUGCCUACUAUUGCAAAAAGACAUUCGCAUUCUGCUUGUACAUAUGAAAAUUCCAUGUAUGUAUUUGGUGGAUGUACUGCAACAUGUACAACAUUCAAUGAUUUAUGGAGAUUGGAUUUGGAUACACGAAAAUGGAUCAGAUUAAUUACAAUGGGAACAUAUCCAUCUCCUAAAGCUUGUGCUACUAUGUUAUAUUAUAAAAAAAGUUUCAUUUUAUUUGGAGGAUGGUCUCAUCCAGCAUUAUAUUCUGUACAUCAGCAAUCAAAAUUAUUCAAUGAAUUACAUGUAUAUUCUAUAGAAUCCAAUAAAUGGAUUGCUAUAAAUACCUUGGAAACACCUCCACCCACUUCAGCACAUUCUGCUUCAAUUCAUAAAAAUUAUAUGAUUGUUUUUGGUGGUAUAUGCAAUGGAUAUAGAUCCAAUGACGUAUGGUGUUUGAAUCUGGAUUCUUAUAGUUGGCAUAAGCAACCUACUUCAAAUUUAAAACCACAACCACGUUAUGGUCAAUCUCAAAUAGAGCUUGGAGAUAAGCAUCUUCUUGUGUUAGGAGGCUGCACUGGACCUAAUGUUGCUAUGAAUGAUGCCUGGUUACUAAAAAUGGAAGGUGCAGUAUGGACAUGGAAAAAAGUAAAUAUGCACAAUACAGAAUGGGCUCCAACACGCAUUUGGUGUCAUCAAGCUUGUAAGGUGGGAAAUCAUAUUAUUGUUCUUAGCAUUAAUAAAUGUCAGAAUAAGCCAAAUGAUAUGAGUAUAUCGCUCAAAAAGGUCACUUGUCAAGCAGCAUCUUCAACGAGAACAAAUAAUUCAUCUCCAUUACAUGGAAGACAAGGAAGUGUAUCUCAUAUUGAUAGAGAUGUAAACAUUAAUGGACGACAUGGAUCGUUUUCCGAAAUAUCUAUACAAAAUCCACGCCCUCCGCAUCAUCCUCCUAAUUUUACAAAGAAUUUAACAUUAUGUUAUGAUAAUAUGUUAAGUAUGACGGCUUUUCGUAAUGAACCAGUGCGUUAUGACAUUAAUAGUCAUCGACAACGACAAUUAGAAUCUCUUCGUAGAAUGGAAGAAAGUAUUAGAAAUCGAAGAGCACAAUCGAAGCCUGCAAAAAAGACAAAAAAUACUUUGUCCAUAUUUGUAUUAGACAUUACGAAUGUCUUAUGCGAAGAAUGUAGUGCUUCGUGGAUUCCUUUAAAACAUAAUGAUCAAUCGGGUCCCAAUGAAAGAAUACUUUAUUCGCUCGUAGCUGGUCGCGGUGAAUUAAUAGUAUUUGGAGGUAUUGGCAAAGAACAAGCAUCUAUACAAAAUCAUCCUGAUAUGGAUGAGCCUGAAGUUUAUAAUGAUCUCCAUUUUAUAAACCCACCAAGAUAUGUUAUUUAAUAUCUUGUAGCAACAAAUAAUACAUUUCUAUAUUUAAUUAA
Molecule: messenger RNA, 1894 nt
Organism: Apis mellifera (honey bee)
Lineage: Eukaryota; Metazoa; Arthropoda; Insecta; Hymenoptera; Apidae
Gene: Fbxo42
Product: F-box only protein 42
Exons: 8
Coding region: 273-1853 (526 amino acids)
Molecular function (GO): protein binding
Source: RefSeq, a predicted model, not a curated record